Molecule: messenger RNA, 2395 nt
Organism: Myotis myotis
Lineage: Eukaryota; Metazoa; Chordata; Mammalia; Chiroptera; Vespertilionidae
Gene: TULP1
Product: TUB like protein 1
Exons: 15
Coding region: 157-1818 (553 amino acids)
Biological process (GO): protein localization to cilium
Cellular component (GO): cilium
Molecular function (GO): actin filament binding
Source: RefSeq, a predicted model, not a curated record
UUCCCACCAGCCUGGCCCCCGGGGCGGGGCGCUGCGGGAGCACCUGGCGGUGCCGGCCCCACCGUCGGCGGCCGCGGGGCGGGGCCGGGGCAGCGGAUCAGGGGGCAGCCCGGGCGGGCGCAGAGCCGCGGGCCAGAGGGCGCGGGAGGCGAGGCGAUGCCGCUGCAGGACGAUGCCCUCCGGGAGGUGUGGGCCUCCGACAGCGGACACGAGGAGAGCGGGAGCCCCGCGGCCCAGCGGCGCCCCAAGCAGCGACCCGCCCGGGGACCGAGGCUGAAGAAGCGGACGGAGGCCCCUGAGCCCCCCGCGCCCCCGGGACCCACGCCCAGGAGACCCGGAGGAGGAAGAGAGGGGCCGUCGGAGGAGGGUCCGCUGCCUGACCCACGUCUCGGCUCAGCCGCGCGGAGGCGGAGGCCGCGGGAGCCGCCCGCCCCCCAGCCCGUCUACGCCAAGUUCGUCCGGGACCCCGAGGCCAAGCGCGACCCCCGAGAAACCUUCCUGGUGGCCCGAGCCCGCGGCGGAGAGGCGGAGGAGGAGGCCGCGGAAGAGGAGGGCCCUGAAGAUGAAGAGGAGGAGGAGGAGGAGAGAGUCCCCCCGCCCCGCAAGAAGCCCCCUAAGGAGAAGCCUGCGGCAGACCCCGGGGCGAGGAGGGCCAGGGCGGGGGCGCCGCAGGGGGAGGCGGGAAGCCCUGUCCCCCCAGCAAAGCCUCUUCGGGUGAAGAAGAAGGCGCCAGCGGGGGAAGGGACCAAGACGGGAAAGACAAAGAAGAAAGGGUCUGGGCCAGCUGACAAGGAGCCCCCGGCGAGCUCGGCCGGAGCGCAGAAGGCCCCGGAGGCCCUGUUUCUGGUUGGGGACGGCGGCCCCGCGGGGAAAGCCCUGAAGAAGAAAGGUACUCCCAAAGACUCGGAGGAGGAGGGGAAGCGGGAAGAGGGGGAGGAGGAAGACCUGGCAGCUGUGGCGACCAAGAACAGCAACCAGAAGGGCAAAGCGAAAGGAAAAGGCAAAAAGAAAGCGAAGGAGGCGCGGGCCACGUCCCCACCCGUGGGAGUGGGUGAGCCCCGGGAGUUCGUGCUGCGGCCGGCCCCUCAGGGCCGCACAGUGCGCUGCCGGCUGACGCGGGACAAGAGGGGCAUGGACCGGGGCCUGUACCCCUCCUACUUCCUGCACCUGGACUCCGAGAAAAAGGUGUUCCUCUUGGCUGGCAGGAAGCGGAAACGGAGCAAGACAGCCAAUUACCUCAUGUCCAGCGACCCCACCAACCUGUCCCGAGGAGGGGAGAAUUUUGUCGGGAAGCUGAGGUCCAACCUCCUGGGGAACCGCUUUACCGUCUUUGACAACGGGCAGAACCCGCGCCACGGAGGAGGCGGCGCUGACGUGGGGAGCCUCCGGCAGGAGCUGGCAGCGGUGAUUUAUGAAACCAACGUGCUGGGCUUCCGAGGUCCGCGGCGCAUGACGGUCAUCAUUCCGGGCAUGAAUUCGGACAACGAGAGGGUCCCCAUCCGGCCCCGAAAUGCCAGCGAUGGGCUGCUGGUGCGCUGGCAGAACAAGACUCUGGAGAGCCUCAUUGAGCUGCACAAUAAGCCACCAUUCUGGAACGAAGCCACUGGCUCCUACACCCUCAACUUCCAAGGCAGAGUCACGCAGGCCUCCGUCAAGAACUUCCAGAUCGUGCACGCUGAUGACCCCGACUACAUCGUGCUGCAGUUCGGCCGCGUGGCCGAGGACGCCUUCACCCUAGACUACCGGUACCCGCUGUGCGCCCUGCAGGCCUUCGCCAUCGCCCUGUCCAGCUUCGACGGGAAGCUAGCUUGCGAGUGAUGGCGGCGGCACCCCAAGUCCCAGAGCCGCCGGGGUCGGAAAGGACUCGGUGGAGGCUUCAGGGUCCCCUCACCAAAGCCCCCACUGAGGACGCCUCCUGUGUCAGGAGCUGACCCCUAACUGCCUCCAGGUGACCUCCAUCCACUCCCCGGCCUGGCAGAGGCCGAGCGGGGGGCGGAGCUCAGACGGCGGGUGCGGAGCAGAUGAAGAACAUCUGGAGCUGGAGCCGCACAUCUGGUCGCAGCGCUCGCCUGCACGCUCCACACACACACACACACACACACACACACACACACACACCCCGCCCCCGCCCGGCAGCCACUUCCUGUCCAGGGUCGGUAGCCAGUGCGGCUUUAACCCCUGAGGGACCGCGCUGUCGGGGUGGCGGGUGAUGGGGCGAGGACGGGCACGCACAUCCCCAAUAAAGCUGCGUCCCGGCGGCGGAGCCGCGGUGCUGCGCGCAGAGGAGGGCGGUGGGAGGGUCCGCGGGCGGCGCAGGCCUCCCGCCCGCUCCACUCCGCCCAGGCCCCGGGCGCCCCCGUGUCCCUCCCGGCCCGGCGCCGGUCCUACCGAAACG